Messenger RNA from Plasmodium fragile, 1299 nucleotides. RefSeq lists its product as uncharacterized. The transcript has a single exon. Gene Ontology annotation, molecular function: rRNA (uridine-N3-)-methyltransferase activity. Bases 1 to 1299 code for a protein of 432 amino acids. Lineage: Eukaryota; Apicomplexa; Aconoidasida; Haemosporida; Plasmodiidae. The record is from RefSeq and is a predicted model, not a curated record. Gene Ontology annotation, biological process: rRNA base methylation.
AUGAACCUAAUCCUCAUUAGCCUGAAGAGCAUUCGCAAAAAUGAGGCGGGGGAAUUUUUCUUCCAAACGGACGAACGGCAAACGAGCCAUUUAAGAAAUAUCCUAAAGGUUCAGCUCAACCAGGUUGUGAAGGUGGGUGUGAUAAAUCGAGGAAAAGGGGAAGGAGUCAUUACCGAGGAUAACAAUAAGCAUUACACAAUUAAAUUAUUAACACCUAUACAUUUGCAAAAGUCUCAAGACAAGUACAUACCAAUUGAUGUGGUCAUUUGCAUCCCAAGACCGAAAGUGUUAAGUAAAUUUCUCCAGCAGUUAUCCUCUGUAGGAGUCCAAAAAAUUAUUAUCGUUUUUUCUGAGUUUGCAAAUAAAUCGUAUGAGUCCAGUAAAAUUUUAAAAAAUGAAGAAAUUAAAAAUGCUCUUCAACUUGGAUUGGAACAAGCCAUGUGUACACAGUUCCCACACAUUUUUAUUCAUUACUCUUUUAGUUCCUUUGUUAUGAAUAUUGACAGGUACAGUGAUGAGAACACCAUCAAGCUCUGUGCACAUACGGAGGUUAGAGGAAGCGACAGCUGUGUAGAACGGGAAAUUUUGUGUACAGAGCGAGGGAAGAUACUUCUUAUGGUUGGUUGUGAGAGAGGAUUUUCAGACCUGGAAAUUUAUUUAAUUAGAAAAUUGCAGUUUCGCUUUUUCAAUUUGACCGAGCGGAUAUUGAAGUGCGAAACGGCUUUGCUGGUCAUCAUCGGCCAGUUGUUAUUACUCACGGAGAAUACGGCGCUGCGGCCCAGUGGGCGAAAAAUGUGCCGCGAGGAGGUCCAAGUCGGCCAUGUUAACGAUGUGAGCGGUUUGGGGUGCUCAAAUCGUGAGGGCCUGCAUGAGGGCCGCCAUCAGGACUGUGCCAGUUCAGAGCAGGACCCCGGCAGCCCCCCAACGGAAAAUGACCCUUUCGCCGAAAUUAAAAAGUUGCUUGCGACGAAGUCGUCUUUUCCCGACCAAGUAGUAAACUCCGUGAACGAUUUUAUUAACAGCAAUAAUAACCAUACUGACGCGCUCCAAAAUGGCCCCAUAAUAGGAGACAAGAGCGACGUUGACGCCCUCCUUCGAAGCAUACACACGCAAAGUACCAACAAUGACAAAAAUGAAAAUUUUGAAAAUAUCUACUUAAGUUUGCUACUGAAAAAAAUCAAGUACAAAAACAGAUUUACUCUGUCCUACACCGAUCAGCAGAAUAAUGUGGACGACGACGGAGUAUUCAUAUACAGAACGCGUCCAUAUGUGUCGAAAAAAAAAAAAGACCCAUCCUGA